This is a messenger RNA of Coregonus sp. 'balchen', 6482 nucleotides long. NCBI's taxonomy places the organism in Eukaryota, Metazoa, Chordata, Actinopteri, Salmoniformes, Salmonidae. The record is from the annotation of a GenBank genome assembly.
AUGUGGGAACUCCCUGCCAUCGGCCACUUCCUCUGCCUGGCCCAGGCAGCUCUCAACCUCCCGGAGAUAGUGUUCUUUGAGCUGGAGCGGUGUCUUCUCAUGCCUCGCUGCAGCGUCUUCCUCUCCAAGAUCAUGAGUUCACUUCUCUGCCAGCCCCAGAGGAGGGGGACGCUCCACCGCCGCCCAGCCCUCACAUACCGCCGCUGGGAGUCCGAGCUGCGUCAGAGGGUGCAGGGCUGGUACUAUGCUAUGGGUACGGCGGAGGACCAGGGCUGGAUGGCUGAGCAGCUUGGCCUCUCCCAUCAGUUCUUCAGGACGGCCGGGGAGGUUAACCCCCUGGAGGAGAACCCCUUCCAUCUCUUACCCUUCAUUCAGCGUGUGUGGCUGCUCAAAGGCCUGUGUGACAACGUGUAUGAGACCCAGAAGGACGUGCAGGACGCUGUGCUGGGCCAGCCCAUCCACGAGUGCCGUGAGUCCAUCCUGGGCUACGACGGGAAUGAGAACGCCUAUAUCCACUUCCCGCACUUCUGCGGGGCGGACCUGCGUAUCUACUGCCAGAGUGCCAGCAUGCCCCCUGACUUCCCCUUUCCAGCUGUCUGGGUCAGGCGGGUGGAGCCUGAUGAGGGAAUAUCAGAGGACUCAGACGAGCAGAAGGACUCUGAGCAUCUGGUUUCCAUGAAGACGGAGGACUAUGAGGAGAAACCUAGUUCUAGCAGAAUGAGUGGUGGUAGGAUUAAAGGGGAGAACGGGAGCAGGGGUGGGCAAUUUCACACAUGGGGAAUGGAGGAGGAGGAUGAGGACUCUUCUGUUUCUGAUGAGGAUGUUGAUAAGGAGGACUGUAAGCCUAAUCAGAACAGACACACUGGCUCUUCUGCUCCCUCCUCACAUAUCAAUGACUUUGUGGGCAGAGGGAGUAUGAAGAAAAAGCCACAGGAAGUGGAAUAUAGGCCUGAUAGACUCCAGGUGAAACAGGAAGAGGGGUUGGACUCAUCCUCCUCAGGGUCGUCCUCAGAGUCAUGCGAGACGCGUCUCAGUGUGGGGGAACACAGCUAUACGGGGAAGUCCCCUGCUCGCCCUGGUGGGAUAACAGGUAGGCCUAGUGUGGCUGUACUAAUGAGACAGACUGAUUUUAAAGUCGACAUGGACAAACUCACUGAGGAGCCGAGGCCAUGUCCAAGAUGUGUCUCCAAAACGGGGGCAAAGUCAGAGGACAAUCAUCGCUGCCGUUGUGCCAAGAACAAGGCAUCAACAACCUCAGCUUCAGGGGCUGGCCACCCCCGCAAGAUGAACUUGACAGAGGAUAAGAUGGACAGGAUUCGGGCCAAGAAAAAGAAAAGGAAAAAAAAGAGGGAACUACGUGCAACAGGUGGACAGCGCAGACCAGACAGGACCCGACUCUGCAAUGCCAAGUCGGCUAAAUCCACCCUCCAGAGAGCUGCUAUCGCCAUCAAGAAAAAGGACAAGAGAAAAAAACGCAAAAUGGGUGAGUAAAAUAACUUUCUGCUUUGCAUGCUAAUCCUGUCUUCCUACAUUAAGCUUUUGCAGUUGUUAGGCCAAAUAAUGUAAAAUCAGUCAAGAGACUAACACAUAGUUGCCACCUGUUUGUUUUAAAUUAAUUCAAAUGUUUUGGGCGAUUUAAUGUCUUAAUUACGCAAUAAAAUAAUAUUUCUCAACAGGAAAAAAGCUGUCUUCAAAGAAGAAACCUCAACUCCCAGUUGAACUUGGAUUUAGGGUAAGCCCCACAGUUCAAAUGUAAAAAAAAAAAUAUAUAUUUUUUUUUAAGGCAAAAUAUGGAAUAGGAAUUAAUAUGCAAUUUGAAUCCAUGCAUGCUCUUCCCCCAUCUGGCUCUCUUCAUCCAGUUGGUGUGCACCAGUCUAGAGGAUCUGAGGGAACUCAUCAGCAGGACAGAGGAUGAGCUUGAUGAGCUGGAGAGCACCAAAAAGAGAUCUGUUAAUAAAGUAAUACAUAUUUUAUUUUUUGGUAGUUUGGCUUAUCAAAAAGCAUUAUAAACAGAAACAACUUUUACAUACAGUAUGGAUGGACUACAUCGAUACAAUGUAAAAGUUAAUGAUAGAGGGAACACAUUUAUAUAGCUUGUCUACUAUGGAAGUAUACAAAAUAGAGGAUACGAGGGAGAAUACGAAAUACAGUGGUUAAUGCUUUCAAGCAUUGCGUUUUGUUUAUUCUUGACGUCAUGUGUUUGAUGGAUUUACAGGAAAGGUGGUAUUUCAGGAGAAAAGCAGUGAAAGAUCUACACAUCACUCUCAUAAGACUGCUCAACGAGCUCUCCCCAUGGGAACCCAAACUGGUCAAGGCUUUCCAUAGAAACCGGUAAGACGCUUGCCUGAAGGCAGUUAUAUCAUCCUAAAGCUGUGUUUACAAAACAUGUCCGGCAAAACACAUCACUGACUCCUCAAUGCCUGUUAUAAUGUCAUCUGUCCCCACAGGCUACGUUUAAAAAAGGAUUAUGACGACUUCAAAAAGCACCCUGACUAUGAAAACUUUGUCAGAGAGGAGUGGAAGGCAGAGGAUGUGGACAGAAGCACAGGUGACAACAACAGACUGACUGAAGAGGAGGAACAGCAGGACCAGACAGUUCAGAGAAUUCUGUGGACAGGAGGUAAAUUGUGUUUUAUUUGUUGGUACAAUGGAAUAAUAAAGGACAGGAGCAGCAUAUACUAAGGAGGUAAAGUGUGUUUAACCUGCACCCUCUUGGUUAGGUCGUUCUUAAUAAUUUACCUAGUUAAAUUAAUAAAUAUGCAUUGAAACCACAUAAUAACAUUUUGAAUCAGUUGAAUAGUAUUGUCAGGGCAAUUUAGAAUUAAUACAUUGAAUUUGAUCUUUUUGCAGAGGACUCAGUGCAGCUUGGAACAGAGGCAUUGAGAGGCAGCUUCACCGUGGUAACCAGACAAGAGAAGUUGACCUUGAAUGAGAAUAGACCUUCCACUCGGGGCUUGAAGCGCCUGCACAGCGGUAUAGACGAGGACCCAAGCCUCAUUAAGAGAGGCAGGAUUGGCAGUAACGAGAUGACAACUUCUCCUGAAGGAUCAGAAAUGGAAAACCGACCCAGGGAAGCAAAUCCAGCAGCACAGCAGGCUGGAGAGACAAGCCCAGUUGUUGUAACUCCUAUGGCUGGUUUCCAAAGGACCUACAAGCCUAUUCAGCUACAUACCCUGCUGGCUAAGAGUGUUGGGAAUAAGGUGACCUUAAUUCAUCAUCAGCCUGGUACAGGUGUUAUCAGCCAAAUUGGUCAGGCACAAAGCAAGGACUGUGCUUCUUCCCUGCAAGCUACCAAACUUCAACCUUCUUUACCACAAAGCUCUCGACACCUACCACAACCACCAACAACAACACCAACAUCUAAACACUCACAUACGGUCCAUACCACACCCAUACCAAAGAGCCCCAUACAGGUUGUAUACAAGAUGCCUGAGGGCAUGGAUGUGGUCAGGAAAGAUGGAAGCCCUGUGAAAAUCGAAGUACAGCCAAUUCUGGACCAGAAAACAGGGAAUAAGAAAAUGCAGCGAGUGGUCAUCCUGCCCUCGAACUUGCUCAUUCAUAAGUCAGAGGAUAAAAGUCUGCCCCAGCAACCAAGGACAAUCCAGGUCCCAGCCUCCAAAGAGUCCACUCCACUGUCACAAAACUCUGGAUUCACCAUGCCUCAAAGUCAUGACAACCGGAUCCCUAUACAACAAGUGGCACCGCUAAAGGGAAGAACACCCUCUCCUACCGUCUCUCCUAGGUUGCAGACUACAUCUCUAACACCAGGCUACAAGGUUGUCCAACUCCCUGGUCGCAAAGCGAGUAGCACUACCCAAAAUGUUAUACCAAAUAGAUCACCAUCCAACCCCACCAGUGCAGCUUCUACUGAUCCAAGCAAACCUCCGGACCCUAAACAAGAACUGAAGACCGUGUGCAUCAGGGACUCGCAGUCCAUUCUAGUCACCACUAGGGGGGGCAACACUGGCGUGGUCACGGUGCAGUCGUCUGACCAGAGUACAAAUGGUUCGAUACCUGCCAGCCCUGUCAUCACCAUCUCUCCACAGUUCAAAGCCUUCCUGGUGUCCAAGACCUUUCCACCUGCUGCCCCUACAGUCCCUGUAGUCACCAGCUCACCUGUAGCCCAGUCGCAAUCUGGACCUUCACUGUUACGGUCUUCAGCUGUCACAAGUUCAACAACUACACGCCAGUCUCCGAUCACUGUUGGCAUUCCAAUGGCCACAGGUCAGACGGCUAGCUCUGCUGUUACCGUUGCUAUAAACCAGGGCUGCACUGUCUCAUCUACACUUGCUGUUAACGCACAGCUACCUAAAAGCAUCGUCACUGUACCUGGUAACCCAGCAGGUGCCACCCAGACGUCUCUGGUCCAGUGUGUCACCAAACCUGUUCUGAAAAGGGUAAGUCCAGAUGAGCGGUCCCUCCCAUUCACUAAGUUCAUCCUGGUCUCUCCCUCCUCGAACAACACAUCUGUGGCUGCAACCAAAGUCACUUCCACCACGGCUCCCUCUGCUCUUCCAGGGCAAAGUUUGAUGUUUAUCAGCCAAUCACCAUCCACCAGUAUUCCAAAACCGGCAUCAUCAGUGUCUGGACCCACCACACAAUCCCUGACCACGUCGAUACCCAAUGAAGCGAUGAAGAUCGGACUCGACCUUGGUCAAGCUAUUGGCAGCGCUAACUUCAGAGCUUUGAAUAAGGUCCAGAGUAUCAAUCUACUUCCAGGUUCUCAGAUAAGGCUACCACAGCAGGCAAACCUUUGCAGGCCAGUUAGUGCACUCGCACAAUCUACUUUAAAAAGCACAUUUGUAUCUGCCUCAAAGUCGGGCCUUCUUGCAACCACAUCGUCUCAUAUUGUCACUAGCACUGCACAUUUGCCAUCCUCCACACUGCUGACUGGAUCUCAACUACAAGGCACCCCUUCAUCCUCUGUGAUCCCCAAUCUAAGCAAGGUAGCUGGGCAGCCAGGGUCUUCUAUAAUCAGAGGUUUGAUCCCCAGCAACACACAACUACCUGUGUCAGUCACUACACCGCUAAGCCCUGUCAAAACAUUCCCCCUCACAUCACCGGCCCAGGUUUCUCAGUCUCAGAACUCUAUCGGUGUCGCCACACAUGCUCAGAUGAUAAGCACUCCACAGUCUCCAACUGCCCCUAUAUCCACUCAGCAGUCCUCUCCAGUACAGCCGGCUGGCAAUACCAAUCCUGUCUCUAGCACCACCACCACCACCACUUUGCAACAAAAGAUUGUCAUCAACACCACCGCUACGCUUGCAGGCGGCACGCAGAUUCUGCUCAACAACACCCGUUUUGUUGUUCCUCCUCAAGGCCUUGGGCCUGGCCAGCAUGUCCUCAUCAUUUCCAGCCCUGCAGUGCCUGUGGCAGCUCCUAGUCCCAGGGGAGCGAGCCCAACCACCGGUGUCCCACGAGGGCCAACGUUACCUGGGCUAGCCCUACCUGCACAAGGCCCCAGAAUGGCCACACCACCAGGGACACACCAGCCUCAACAAGCAGCACUUAGAUCCCCAACCCUGGCAGCACCAUCCACUGCGAAAGUUGGACCCUCUCUCCCUGUCUCUUUCACCGUCCCUCGCCAGAUGGUGGCUGUUCGAGCCCCACUAUCGGCCACCAGCACCACCACCAACAGUUCUCCACAAGUUUCACACUGGCUCCCUGCUCCGGCCACCAUACACACUGGCCUAGCUCAUGUGGUGGCAGCUCCACAUUUAACUCAACCUGAAGGGAUGGGCGGCUUCUCACUCUCUUCCGUGCCAGGAAGUCCCAGCGCAGCUCAAACGGCAGGAGUUCCACAAAGCCCAUCAAAACGGCUCCCUUUGCACACAGCACUUGGUGUCAACGCACCACUCAAAGCACAGCAGCUAAUGUCAUUCAUGCAACCUAUGGGAGCAGUCUCCACCCGGACGAAGGUGCUGCCGACGGUAGCUGUUCCCCCAAUAGGGAGCACUGUCUCCAGGAUGCAGACUCUACCCGUGGCAACCAUACCACCCAUCGGGAGUGCCUUCAGUAGCAAACAGGCAUCUCCUGUGGUAACUGUGCCUCCAUCCAACUGCACUAUAAUCAUGACACCAGCACAACCUAUCAGGACGGUAAUGUCGGCAGAGACUAUCCGCAUGCCCACUGUUUUAUCCAAUCCUCAGCAGCUGCAAAUACUGGGCCUGGGCAAGCCCCCUUUGCAGCCUUUACAGGUGCCUGAAUCAGCAGUGCAAACAACCAGCCCCCCCACCAAGCAACUAGUGAGUCCUGAUGGUGCUGUUUUAAACAUGGAUAGAGGCCCUACCACCAACACAGGCCUGCCAGAGAUGGCUAACAAGUCUUUGGCUGCGUUGAUUGUUACUCCUAACUCUACUGGGAGAGUGCCGUUGCAUAGCGUAAAUACUGAGAAUCCCUUAAUGCCUACCCAGGCUGACAGAAGUGGACCUAUCAAAUGAAAGACUGAGACUGAAAGCAAGUACCAGUGUCUGUGAUGAAGC